CUGGGAUCAGUCCAACGCAAACCGUGCCAUCGAGUGGAAGUGGAUUACCAACAGAGUGAAGAGUGCAUUGAAACCCCAGAAAAUCCCAUUUCGAUCCGAGUAGAAUCGAUUGUGAGCAUAUCACGCAUACGCCCGGUAACACAGCCGAAUAUACCAUAAUGUCGCCGAGGAAGAGCUUGCUGGGCUGCCUGCUGGUCAGCACAAUCCUGGUGCUGCACCAGGUUCUGGCCGAUGUGGAGACCAACGAGGUGGAUACCAGCGGCGAUGUGUACAUGCUGCAGGGCGUGCGUGUGUAUCCCAACGAUCGACAGUGCGUUCUGGUUGGCGGACUGUGCGUCGAGACGAAGGACUGCAUUGAACCCACCUCGAACAGGGGACUGUGCCCCUCGAGUCGCGGACUGGAAGUGGAGUGCUGCUACGAACUCCGAUCCCAACCCUAAAUAUCUAACCCAAAACCAUCCGCCAUUCCCCCUACUACCCGUCGCCACUAACCGAACAAACCCGAUCCAUUCUGUGUGUCCCGCCGUCCUCAAAAACGUCAAACGUCAUCCCGUUGCCGUUGCAGUGCCGGUUAGACCAGCGCCCUGUGCGGAACACUUGGGACAGUGCACGGACCGAUGCCACCAGAGGCUCCUGCGACCCGGUAACGACUGCAAGAAUGGCCAAGUCUGCUGCGUCCUGAUCUAGUUAUACUUAACCACACCAAAAACACAUACCCGUGCAGAGAAAGGGCAUUUACAAGUCGGUCAGCACUCAGAUUUUGAUUGCAAAAUACCAAAUUAGCGUGACAAAUGGAUAUAUUGUUAUAGGUUUAUCAAGUUUUCAACGAAUUUCUAACAUAUGCUUUAAGUUUCCUAUCCAUUUUUUCUUUAAUUUAUUUUUAUUUAUUUAUCAUUUAAAAUGAACAACGAAAUUUCUUACGAUAUUUAUCAUAUAUGGAGAAACUAAUAAUAUAUAAUUUAACUUCAAACUAAUUUGCAAAAAAUUAAACCCAGUUGGUUGGAAACAUCAUAGAACUGAUUUGAUUGUGUUAUUUCUCUGCAUACACCCACACACCGUACAUAAACAUGUAUUUAUUUAACUAUAUGUAUAUUAAUUAUAUUGUACGAAUACUUUUGUAUGACAUCUUAAGAACCCCACAUCUCUCGACAAAGUGAAAUAUUUGACUGCUUCCAAUAAAUGCAUUGUAAAU
This is a messenger RNA of Drosophila subpulchrella, 1192 nucleotides long. RefSeq names its product U-scoloptoxin(19)-Tl1a. The record is from RefSeq and is a predicted model, not a curated record. Lineage: Eukaryota; Metazoa; Arthropoda; Insecta; Diptera; Drosophilidae. Bases 159 to 440 code for a protein of 93 amino acids. The transcript is spliced from 3 exons.